Henningerozyma blattae CBS 6284 is the source of this 465-nucleotide messenger RNA. It is a transcript of the gene CBP6, whose product is annotated as Cbp6p. Gene Ontology annotation, cellular component: Cbp3p-Cbp6 complex; mitochondrion. The record is from RefSeq and is a predicted model, not a curated record. Bases 1 to 465 code for a protein of 154 amino acids. The transcript has a single exon. Lineage: Eukaryota; Fungi; Ascomycota; Saccharomycetes; Saccharomycetales; Saccharomycetaceae. Gene Ontology annotation, molecular function: ribosome binding. Gene Ontology annotation, biological process: mitochondrial respiratory chain complex III assembly.
AUGUCACAAGUACAAAUAGCUGCAAAGCAAUUAAUAAAUACCAUUCAAAAAUUUCCUAAGGAUAAAAUUAAACAUAUUGUUUCGUUCAAGGAUACCCAAAUAGAGCGUUUCAGUAAAAUAGCUGGUAUCAAAACUUCACAUACUGAGAAAAAGCAAGUAUCAAUGAAUGAUUUGAAAGAUAUAGUUAAUAGAACAUCGGGACCUCUGGGCUUGCAAGCUAGUGUAAUGAAAAAAAUUCAAAAUGGAUUAGCUAAUGAAACGAUGAGCGUUGAGAUGUUGAAUGAACAGAAUAUUGCAUUACAGAAUUUAUUAUCUAACAAAUAUAAAAACUAUUAUGAAGUCGGGGAUAAAUUAUAUAAACCGUCUGGUAACCCUCAAUAUUACGAGAGAAUAAUGAAUGAAAUAGAAGGUAAAAAGAAAGAAACAUUUGGAUCAGCCCUAAGAACAGUGUUUUUCGGUAAAUAG